UUAUUUGAAUCGCGCAUUGCCGCGAAAAAUUCGUAAUGGUUUUGUCGGUUUUUACUCGCAGUUUAAUCGCGCGGUACUAACGUGGUACAUCUGGUAACGAAACAUUGCUUAUUUGUUAGUGUAAUGCUAUUACGAACAUACAGCUGGGAAAUGAAUUGCCGAUUUAAGUCGCUUGCUCGCAAUUUUGGAAUUUUAAAGCAUCAACCAGUUUUUGGAUUUGAACAUCCUGCUCUGAAAUUGCCUAUAACACAACUUGUCAGAUAUAAAUCUGAAACACCAAUGAAUACAAUUAUAUUAUUUGUUCCACAGCAAGAGGCAUGGAUCGUUGAAAGGAUGGGAAAAUUUCAUAAAGUUCUAGAACCAGGAUUUAAUGUCCUUAUGCCAUUAAUCGAUGAAAUCAGAUACGUUCAAAGUCUGAAAGAAUUGGCAAUAGAGAUACCUCAACAAAGUGCAGUUACUUCGGAUAACGUGACGUUAAAUAUCGAUGGCGUUUUAUAUUUAAGAGUAAACGAUCCAUAUUUAGCUUCCUACGGUGUCGAAGAUCCUGAAUUUGCUGUAGUUCAAUUAGCUCAAACAACAAUGAGGUCAGAGUUGGGAAAAAUAGCUCUGGACAAAGUAUUUAGAGAGAGAGAAGGUCUUAAUGUUUCUAUUGUUGAAAGUAUAAAUAAAGCAAGCGAAGCUUGGGGUAUAACGUGUCUUAGAUAUGAAAUACGUGAUAUAAGAUUACCACCAAGAGUGCAAGAAGCAAUGCAAAUGCAGGUAGAAGCGGAACGUAAAAAACGAGCUGCAGUGUUGGAAUCAGAGGGUACCAGGGAAGCAGAAAUAAAUAUUGCCGAGGGAAAACGAUUGGCACAAAUUUUAGCAUCAGAGGCUGCAAAACAAGAGGAAAUAAAUAAAGCAAAUGGUAAAGCAUCCGCUAUAAUAGCCAUUGCGGAAGCACGUGCAAAAAGUUUGAAACUUGUAGGAAAUGCUCUUAGCUUAACAGAUGCAAAAAAUGCAGCUGCAUAUAGUAUAGCAGAACAGUAUGUUAAGGCAUUUAACGAGCUAGCAAAAGUUAACAAUACUUUGAUCUUGCCCAGUAAUGUAUCUGAUGUGUCUUCCCAAGUAGCCCAAGCAAUGACUAUUUAUAAACAAGUCCUGUCCCGGCCCAGUUUAGACAAUGGUAGAAAAGGAACUAGAGACGCUUCGUACGAUGUUCACGAUGCAGACGAGUCUUUUGAAUACUUUAGCGAUAAGGAGGAAGCGGAAAAACAUAGAGAAAGCAAAAGGAAACGAAAUCCUGAAAUGCUGUAAAAUAGUUAUCCACAAUAUAAAUAUAUAUUUUGACUUUUCGUUA
Messenger RNA from Osmia lignaria (orchard mason bee), 1336 nucleotides. RefSeq names its product stomatin like 2 (gene Stoml2). The record is from RefSeq and is a predicted model, not a curated record. Gene Ontology annotation, biological process: mitochondrion organization. Gene Ontology annotation, cellular component: membrane; mitochondrion. Lineage: Eukaryota; Metazoa; Arthropoda; Insecta; Hymenoptera; Megachilidae.